Felis catus (domestic cat) is the source of this 4769-nucleotide messenger RNA. It is a transcript of the gene PRG4, whose product is annotated as proteoglycan 4. The coding region runs from base 167 to 4666 and encodes 1499 amino acids. The transcript has 14 exons. The record is from RefSeq and is a predicted model, not a curated record. Gene Ontology annotation, biological process: immune response. NCBI's taxonomy places the organism in Eukaryota, Metazoa, Chordata, Mammalia, Carnivora, Felidae. Gene Ontology annotation, molecular function: polysaccharide binding; scavenger receptor activity.
ACAAAUGAGGAAAGUUUGAUUUCAUAGCGUUGUCACUGUUGAUUCUGUCUAACCUUUGGACUAAUUGGUUCAUCCCAAUAUAUUUGCACUGAUAUAUAAGACUUCCAGAACAUUGGAAAAACUCACUAUUGCUUUUACGGUGAGGUCUCGGUACCUGGAAACAGACAUGGAGUGGAGAAUACUUCCCAUGUACUUGCUGCUGCUUUCUGUUUUCUUGAUUCAGCAAGUUUCUUCUCAAGAUUUACCAAGCUGUGCAGGGAGAUGUGGGGAAGGGUAUUCUAGAGAUGCCACCUGCAACUGUGAUUAUAACUGUCAACACUACAUGGAGUGCUGCCCUGAUUUCAAGAGAGUCUGCACUGUGGAGCUUUCCUGUAAAGGCCGCUGCUUUGAGUCCUUUGCAAGAGGGAGGGAGUGCGACUGCGACUCGGAAUGUAAGAAGUAUGGCAAGUGCUGUUCCGAUUAUGAGAAUUUUUGUGGAAAAGUGCAUAAUCCCCCAUCACCAUCUUCAAAGACUGUACCUCCAGCUCCAGGAGCAUCUCAAACCAUCAAAUCAACAACCAAACGUUCACCCAAAUCACCAAACAAGAAGAAGACUAAGAAAGUUAUAGAAUCAGAGGAAAUAACAGAAGAACAUUCUGUUUCUGAAAAUCAAGAGUCUUCUUCCUCCUCUUCCUCUUCCUCUUCAACUAUUCGGAAAGUCAAGUCUUCCAAAAAUUCAGCUGCUAAUAAAGAAUUAAAGAAGAAACCCAAAGUAAAAGAUAACAAGAAGGAAAAAACUCCUAAAAAGAAACCUAACCCUGAACCACCAGUUGUAGAUGAAGAUGGAAGUGGACUGGACAAUGGUGAUGUCAAGCUCACCCCGACUCCUGACAUUCCUACCACCCAACGCAAUAAAGUUACCACACCUCCCAAGAUUACAACAGUCAAACCGACAAAUCCAAAACCCAGUCUUCCACCUAAUUCUGAUACACCCAAAGAGACAUCUUCAACAACGAGUGAGGAGACAGCAGUUAAAACUAAAGAGACUCCUAUAACGAAUAAACAGACUUCAAAUAGAGAAAAAGAGAAGACUACUUCACCUAAAGAGAAACAAAGUGCAGAGAAAAUACCUGUUAAAGAUUUUAUACCCACAUCCAAAGCUCCUAGUACAUCUACACCAAAAGCUGAAACUACAACCAAAUCUCCUGCUCCCACCACCACCAAGAAACCUGUUCCCACUACCCCCAAGAAGCCUGCACCCACCACCAAAGAGCCUGCACCCACCACCCCCAAGAAGCCUGUACCCACCACCAAAGAGCCUGCACCCACCACCCCCAAGAAGCCUGCACCCACCACCAAAGAGCCUGCACCCUCCACCCCCAAGAAGCCUGCACCCACCACCAAAGAGCCUGCACCCUCCACCCCCAAGAAGCCUGCACCCACCACCAAAGAGCCUGCACCCACCACCCCCAAGAAGCCUGCACCCACGACCAAAGAGCCUGCACCCACCACCCCCAAGAAGCCUGCACCCACGACCAAAGAGCCUGCACCCACCACCCCCAAGAAGCCUGCACCCACGACCAAAGAGCCUGCACCCACCACCCCCAAGAAGCCUGCACCCACGACCAAAGAGCCUGCACCCACCACCCCCAAGAAGCCUGCACCCACGACCAAAGAGCCUGCACCCACCACCCCCAAGAAGCUUGCACCCACGACCAAAGAGCCUGCACCCACCACCCCCAAGAAGUCUGCUCCCACCACUCCCAAGGAGCCUGCAUCCACUACCACCAAAGAACCUCCACCCACAGCCCCCACGGAGCCUGCACUCACCACUCCAAAGGAGCCUACACCCACUGCCCCCAAGGAGGCUGCACCCACCACCCCCAACAAGCCUGCUUCUAUUACCACCAAGGAACCUGCACCCACAGCCCCCAAGGAGCCUGCACCUACCACCCCCAAUAAGCCUGCUCCUACUACCACCAAGGAACCUGCACCCACGGCCCUCAAGGAGCCUGCACCUACCACCCCCAAGGAACCUGCACCCAUGGCCCCCACGGAGCCUGCACCCACCACUCCCAAGGAGCCUGCAUCCACAGCCCCCAAGGAACCUGCUCCCAGCAUUCCCAAGGAGCCUGCACCCACCACUCCCAAGGAGCCUGCACCCACAGCCCCCAAGGAACCUGCUCCCAGCAUUCCCAAAGAACCUGCACCCACAGCCCCCAAGGAACCUGCUCCCAGCAUUCCCAAGGAGCCUGCACCCACCACUCCCAAGGAGCCUGCACCCACAGCCCCCAAGGAACCUGCUCCCAGCAUUCCCAAGGAGCCUGCACCCAUGGCCCCCACAGAGCCUGCACCCACCACUCCCAAGGAGCCUGCACCCACCACUCCCAAGGAGCCUGCACCCACAGCCCCCAAGGAAACUGCUCCCAGCAUUCCCAAGGAGCCUGCACCCACAGCCCCCAAGGAACCUGCUCCCAGCAUUCCCAAGGAGCCUGCACCCACAGCCCCCAAGGAAACUGCUCCCAGCAUUCCCAAGGAGCCUGCACCCACAGCCCCCAAGGAACCUGCUCCCAGCAUUCCCAAGGAGCCUGCACCCACAGCCCCCAAGGAACCUGCUCCCAGCAUUCCCAAAGAACCUGCACCCACAGCCCCCAAGGAACCUGCUCCCAGCAUUCCCAAGGAGCCUGCACCCAUGGCCCCCACAGAGCCUGCACCCACCACUCCCAAGGAGCCUGCACCCACCACUCCCAAGGAGCCUGCACCCACAGCCCCCAAGGAACCUGCUCCGAGCAUUCCCAAGGAGCCUGCACCCAUGGAGCCUGCACCCACCACCCCCAAGGAGCCUGCACCCACCGUCCCCAAGGAGCCUGCACCCACCGCUCCCAAGGAGCCUGCACCCACCGCUCCCAAGGAGCCUGCACCCACAGCCCCCAAAGAACCUGCUCCGAGCAUUCCCAAGGAGCCUGCACCCAUGGUCCCCAAGGAGACUGCUCCCACCACCACCAAGGAGCCCAUCCCCAAACUUCUCAGGGAGCCCACUCCAGCUUCUCUUGAGACACCUGCUCCAACCAACUCAGAGGGCUCUACUACAACCACCAUGGAGCCUCCCACUACUCCCGAAAACCCUGCUGAAUCAACUCCUGAGUUUCCCAAAGAACCCACACCAAAGGCUCUUGAAAACAGUCCCAAAGAACCUGUUAUACCUGUAACUAAGGCUCCUGGAGUGACCACACCUGAAAUCACUACAACAGCUAAAGACAAAACAACAGAAAAAGACAUACACAUGACACCUGGAAUUAUAGCCGCUGUACCUACAUCAACUCCGACAAAAGAAAAGACCACUGAUUCCAAAACAAGAACAACCACACAAGUAACAUCAGCCACAUCGUCCAAAAAUACUCCUCAAGCCACAACUCUUGCACCCAAAGUAAUGACUACAACAAAAAAGGCAACUACAUCUGAAGAGACUAUGAAUAAACCCGAAGAAACCACAGCUGCGCCAAAAGACAGAGCUAAUCCUAAAGUGUCAACUCCUAAAUCCCAAAAGCCAACCAAAGCACCAAAAAAGCCCACUUCUACCAAAAAGCCAAACACGAGACCUAAAGGGAGAAAACCAAAGACUACACCAACUCCCCCAAGGAUGACUACAUCGACAGUGCCCAAAUUACACCCCACCUCUUCCACAAAAGCCAUUCUCCAAACUACCACCAGCCCCAACCAAACACCUAACUCAGAAAUAGUUGAAGUAAAUCCAAAUAAGGAUGGAGAUGCUGCAGGAGAAAAACCUCACAUGAUCCCCAGGCCCCCUGUGUUAACUCCUAUAUUUAUCCCAGGCACGGAUAUCUUAGUGAGAGGAUCCAAUCAAGACAUUGCCAUCAACUCCAUGCUUUCAGAUGAGACUAAUUUAUGCAACGGUAAGCCAGUAGAUGGGCUGACUGCUUUGCGCAAUGGAACGUUAGUUGCAUUUCGAGGUCAUUAUUUCUGGAUGCUAAGUCCAUUCAGUCCACCAUCUCCAGCUCGUAAAAUUACUGAAGUUUGGGGUAUUCCCUCCCCCAUUGAUACUGUUUUUACUAGGUGCAACUGUGAAGGAAAAACUUUCUUCUUUAAGGAUUCUCAGUACUGGCGUUUCACCAAUGACAUAAAAGAUGCAGGGUAUCCCAAACAAAUUGUAAAAGGAUUUGGAGGACUAAAUGGAAAAAUAGUGGCAGCUCUCUCCAUAGCUAAAUACAAGGAAAGACCUGAAUCUGUGUAUUUUUUCAAGAGAGGUGGCGGCAUUCAGCAGUAUAUUUAUAAACAGGAACCCGUCAGAAAGUGCACUGGUAGAAGGCCUGCUAUCAAUUAUUCAGUGUAUGGAGAAACAACACAGGUUAGGAGACGUCGCUUUGAACGCGCCAUAGGACCUUCUCAAACACACACCAUCAGAAUUCGCUAUUCACCCAUCAGAGUCUCUUAUCAAGACAAAGGUUUCCUCCAUAAUGAAGUUAAAAUGAGUUUAUACUGGAGAGGAUUUCCAAAUGUGGUUACUUCAGCUAUAGCACUGCCCAACACCAGAAAACCUGAUGGCUAUGAUUAUUAUGCCUUUUCUAAAGAUCAAUACUAUAACAUCGAUGAACCAAGUAGAACAGCAAGAGUCAUUACUACUCGUUCUGGGCGGACCUUGUCCAAUGUCUGGUACAACUGUCCUUAGACCCACGGGCAAAGGAAGAAUCGACUAAUUACAAUGAAGAAAAAAAUGAAAAAUUUUGACACUGAAACACAUUUUAUUAAUAAAGAAUGUUGAGAGAAGCAUA